CACUGCUUGCACCGAUCCCAUUGGUUAUAAUUUUGCAUUGGUCUACGACUCAUAUACUAAAAUUUUCAAGGAAAAAAGAAAAUAUUUGAAAAACAUGAACGAUACAUGCUUCGUUCCUAAUUGUAAAAACACUGUAGGCAUUGCCUUUCCAGAAGAACCAGAGAUUAGAGAAAAAUGGAUAGAAACGUUGGGUUUACAGCACCUUCAGCCAGAACCAUCCAGUUUUGUUUGUUUAGAUCACUUUCAAGAAGACGAAAACAAGGAUUUACAACUUACUGCUGCAAAUGUUAACCAUUAUAAUGACAACCAAGAAAAAAUUUAUAUGAAAAAGGAACAUGAUUUGGAAAAGCCAUCUGAUACUGAUAAGGACGAAUAUGUAGAAAGAUAUGAUGAUACAGAAGAUGAAGAUGAUAUCAAUGAGAACAUUCAGAUAAAUUUUGUUCAAGACGAAAGUAAUGAUGCACCUUCCCAAAUUUCUCAUUAUAAUACAAGAGAAUCACAAAAUAGAGAUUCUAGAGUUGUUACAGCACUGUGCCGUUUGUGUCUAAGGCUAAGAUCAGAUCUCAAAAAUAUAUUUGUAGAAGAAAUUGAAGAAGGAGUUCACAUAGUUUUUGCUAUUUUGGCUUGUGUUCAUCCAAUUGAGAUAUCAUAUGAAGACCCUUUACCAAAAAAUAUAUGUAGUGAUUGCUUAGAAACUCUAAAAAUCUGUUUUAAUUUUCGCUCUACUUGUUUAAAAAAUGACAAGAUUCAAAAAAGAUCAUUACCAAAACUGCUACCAAAAUUGCUGCCAAAACCGCAGCCAGUUUCAGCUACAAAAAGAAAGAAACGGAAAAACGUGGUGUCUGAAUCAGACGAAAUGGACUCAAAAGCUGAAGAAGCAAACAACAAGAAAAAAAGAGAAAGUGUAACAGAAACUGAUGGUUGUGCCUACGAUGAGUUGGAAGCUAUCAGUGAGUUUUUGGUUAAAAAGGACAAUCCAAACAAAGAGAAUAGUAAGGGAAAGGCAGUAAAAGCUAAAGGAAACUCUCAGAAACCCUUAGACUCAUUGGAAGAAGAACUUCGAAAGGUGCUCGAAGGAACAUUGUCUGAAGAACAAGCAAGUGCAGAAAAUAUAAUAAUCCACAUAGAGGAUGACGACGAAGAGGUUUCAGAUGACGAUGGAAGAUCUGUUACGGCAUCUGACGAUGUAGUAACGGAAGAAGGUAGUUCUACAGAUCUUUAUAAAUCUACUACGGGCAUAUUUACUGGAACUUCCGUAAGCUACUUAUCUGACUCUGAAUUCUGUAUGGUGGGUCAAUAUCUUUUCGAAUAUAGGUUGGUCAAGGGAAAUCUGAGAAAAAUCAGAUGUCUUCUACCAUCGUGCCCAGCUCAGGGUUUACAGGAGAAACCAGAAGGAUCUUUAACAUAUAAUAAAGAAGUACAUAUUUAUGUUGCCCACAAUCACAGUCCACCUAAUGAAGCUGAACAGACGAAGCAAAUGUUUUUCUACGUGAUGAAAAGAAAAAUGCAGAGCGAUAAAACAUUGAAAUUUAAACAUGUGUAUGACGAUAUUUGUGCUAGAGACCCUCACAUCCAAAAACUGAUUCCAUUACGUAAUGUCGUAAAUGAAAUUUGCCGACAUCAAGUUCCGCCACACAAAACGUCUCCUAUACAGUCCUUCGACGAACUCUACAAUCAAAUUGAAGAUGAUUCUUAUUAUAAAUUACAAUUCACCAACAACGGAGUUCAAUUCUUUCAAGAAAAGUUUACAUCCGAAGAUAACGCGAAAGCUAUUGUGUUUGCUAAUUUGGAAACCAUACAAAUGCUAUCUGAAAGUGAUUUGAUGUAUAUCGACGCGUCUUUUAGGAUCGAGACUGAUGAACCGUUUUGUUAUCAAUUAGUGACUGUGCUAGUUUGGGUAGAACACAGUUACUAUCCCAUCAUGUAUGCCAUAGUUAAUUACAAAACCCAAGAUAUCUACAAAAAAAUAUUUGAAUAUCUUCAUGAUCAGCUAGCUCCAAAAUUGAGACCGGAUGAAAUAGUAACUGAAUACGAAGCAAAUCUUUAUUACGCCUUGGGUGAAAUUUACGUAGAUUCCAGUAUAGGAGGAUCGGUAUUCUACUUCACUCAAAACAUCUACAAAAAGAUCUGCUCCCUCAACUUAGCCAAAGAUCUUGAAACCAACAACUUUUUCAGGAACAUUUAUCAUUUACUAUUGAUGCUGCCGUUGCUUCCCGUGAACACCAUCGUUGAUGCCUUUAACAACAUCCAAACUCAAGCCAUAGAUUUAAAGAUCGAGUCGUUAACUCUCGAUUUAUUUAAUCACAUACAAGCAGAAUGGAUAGACAAAGUGACUCCUGAUCUUUUCUGCGUCCACAGACUGGAGAAUCGUAUCAACGAAAAUGUCAUUGCUCCUUUCAAGAAACUUCGCGAUUACAUGAUGCUGACCAAAGGAAAAACGAGGAGAUGUGCAGAUAUUAUUACGCUUAUUGAGAAACUUAUCGAGCUGGAAAAUUUUCUACAUAUCACUUACUCUACGCCGAAUAAGAAGUCUUUUGCUAGGGAUUUAAGCAGCGCGCAAAAAAAGAAUGUUCUUAAGGCGUGGAUGUUUAUCGAAAAUCAUCCGAAGAUCAAUGUCCAUAAUUUCUUUUCUAGGGUUUUAGGUUAUAUUAAAUGUAUGGAGAAUCAAAUGUGGAUCUGGGGCUUCUACAAAUAUGAUGGAGAACCCACUGAAGAACUAAUAAAUGCAUCUAACUUUUCGAUAAUAGCCAGUGAAGAUUUGAGCCAAGAGGAUGAUCAAGAUAUCACUGAAGUAGAAGAGGAAAUUGUCGAACAAGAUGGUGACGAAAGACCAUCUAUCUUAAUGGAAGCCGUUUUAGACGAGAAUGGAAAAUAUGUUUUGAAGCCCAGAGAAGAAAUAGAACAUCAAGAAAUGAGCUAGACUAAAACCACUUUUGUAGCAUACGAAUAAGAGACUUUGGUUUCAGAACUGAAAUAGUUUGCCGCGAAUGUUUAAUUAUAUAUUAUAAAUGCCAUUAAGUUUUGUAAACAUUAAAAAAUUCUGAUAUUUCAGUAUAAAUUAAAUAAUCUCCAACUUUUUACUUUAAUUCGGGAUUAGCAAAUAUGAAUAAUAUCUUCUCACAAUCUUUUAAGUUUGAAGUUUUUAGGAGGCUAUUGGUCAUAUUUUUUAGUAAGAGGAUGAUGUUAAUAAUUUUGUCUUUUAUGGUGUAAGUCAUUUAUUUGAAAUUUCCCUUUUAGAUCCAAGAACAAGUCAGAUAUUCUUUAAAGUGACAUUCUUUGGACUGAGGGACUUCAUAUUUCUUUUUACUCGCAUAAACUAGACGGCCUACCGAAAUCCAAAUGGUCAGCAAAUGGUUAUAAUCUUGUACAGUGGUUCUUGUAUCUUGUUGACGAUGUUAAAAGUGAAAUGAGAUUAUUUUGGUAAAAAGCGUCUUGCAUAGUUGUAGCUCCAGUGCUGGAUUUCUCAAUGGGGGCACAUUCAAGAUUUUGAAUUUUCUUUGUAUAAUUUUUUCUACAAGAGAAACAAGUCUACAGGAGAAACAUCAAUAUUUCUUUGUAAGAAGGUGCAAAGUUUACAGAAGAAGUUUUUGGUUGCAUAGAUACAAUUCUUUAACCUGAACCCAUUUAUAGCAAUUUAUCCAGGUAAUUUAUACAGUUCCAUGUUGCCUUGAGACGUGUUACUUUGACGCAACCGCAACUAUAUUGAUUGUUCAGAAAAUGUAAUGUUUUGUCUAAAAGCUGCAUUGUAUGCGAUGUGUAGGGCGGAAAAUUGAUUAAUAAUAUGCAGUUUUCUUACCGUCAAUAUUCAUAGGACCGGUUGUUCGAACGCUAAUCAAAAAUGGAAUCAACUGAUCAUUAUCAAAUAUUUAAUUACUGUCACCAACUGUCAAUGUCAACUUUGUUUGGGUUGCUGAAAACAUAAUUGAUUACAAUUACGAGAUUUAUUAAUUAAUUAUGUUAAUAAUUGUUAUGUUAAUUAAUAAUUAAUUAAUCAAUUAUGUCAAUUAUCAUAAUGAUAAUUAACAUAAUUGGUUACAAUCAACUGAUUGACGUACGAAUGAGGGGUGUUGUUAUUUUGAUGGUUGCUAAGGGGACUUAAUUAUAAUCAAGAAGUUGAUUAUAAUCAAGUCCCCUUAACAACCAUCAAAUAACAAAAUCCGUCGUUCGUACGCCAAUCAGUUGAUUGUAAUCAAUUAUGAUAAUUAACAUAAUUGAUUGAUUAAUUAAUUAUUAAUUAAAAUAACAAUUAUUAACAUAUGUAAUUGAUUAACUAAUCAAUUAAUCUCAUAAUUGUAAUCAAUUAUGUUUUCAGCAACCCAAUCAAAGUUGACAUUGACAGUUGGUGAUAGUAAUUAAAUAUUUGAUAAUCAUCAGUUAAUUCCAUUUUUGAUUAGCGUUUGAACAACCUGCCCAUAGUGUGUAUUAUGACCCCGUUCACAUGUGAUGUGAGUUUUUGUGAAGUUUUUGUGUCGAUUUAGAGAAUAAUCAAACCAGGCUCUUUCUCCUAAACGUCAUUAUGAAAUUGUCCUGAUUUUCUAAAGCCUGGAAAGUUGCCAUAAUUGCUUUCUUGUUUUGGUGCAUAUUGCUAUUACCGUCAUUUCUGUCUGACAGAUUUAGGGCCGGUUGUUCGAACGCUAAUCAACAAUUAUCAUUAUCAAAUAUUUAAUUACUGUCACCAACUGUCAAUGUCAACUUUGUUUGGGUUGCUGAAAACAUAAUAUGAAAUUACUUAAUCAAUUAUGUUAAUAAUUGUUAUGUUAAUUGAUUAACUAAUCUCAUAAUUUUAAUCAAUUAUGUUUUCAGCAACCCAAUAAAAGUUGACAUUGACAGUUUUGGUGACAGUAAUUAAAUAUUUGAUAGUGAUCAUUGUUGAUUAGCGUUCGAACAACCGGCCCUUAGGCUAUUGCUCUUAUAGCUUUAAAGGAGAAAUUCAAAAAGAGCAUAUUUUAUACAGGUUGUUUCAUUAAUAAUUGUCCAUAUAGUAACUGGAGAAACCUUAGCACAAAAUACGAAGAUUUAACCUAAAACACUUAAAUAAAAUGUGGUUACUUACUGAGUUACAGGGUGUUUUAUUUAAAAAUUUAAAAACUAUUUUUGCUCAGCAUUUUAAAACUAUUCGACGUGACCUUUUCAUACUUGGCAGAAAGUGCGACUACUAUACACCCUACUAAAUUAUGACAAACAAACGUUUCUAGCUACUACCAGAGGCGUACGAGAGGGGAUAGUGAAUGGUUGAACCUUCUCAAAUUCUACGCUACUGGAGGAAUUACUAUUUUAUUGCCGUUUUUAGAUUCUCCAAUACUUUAUACGUAAAUAAUAUACUCUUCAUUGGUAAUGAUUAACGAUAAAGUCAUUAGUUUUUGAGAUAUUUGAAGUUAAAUAUGAAACGGCACAGUUAUUUUGAUUAAAAACAGUAGCGAUCAACAGGUAGCGAAAACGCGUUCCAAGAUUGCGGCUGUAAUUUUGAAUAUUUUUUCGGGAUAUUUGGCACACGUAUUCCUAAUAUAAUAAAGAAUGGCGGUACAGAGCCUUAUUUGAAAAAUAUAUUAAUAUGUGGAAAUUACUCUGUAAUUAAAUACAAUAUUAAAAAAACGAGCCUGUACCGCCAUCAAGAAGAACAAAAAAAUACAUUUUCUUCAAAUAAACUUUUUUAUCCGAUGCCUAGAUUUUGUGUCAUUUUGGAACUACUAAUGAAAUAAAAAAUUUUAGUAGUUCCAAAAUGACACAAAAUCUAGGCAUCGUAUAAAAAAGUUUAUUUGAAGAAAGUGUAUUUUUUUGUUCUUCUUAAUGGCGGUACAGGCUCGUUUUUUUAAUAUUGUAUUUAAUUACAGAGUAAUUUCCACAUAUUAAUAUAUUUUUCAAAUUGGGCUCUGUGCCGCCAUUCUUUAUUACAUUACGAAUACGUGUGCCAAAUAUCUCGAAAAAAUAUUCAAAGUUACAGCCGCAAUCUUGGAACGCGUUUUUGCUACCUGUUGAUCGCUACUGUUUCCUCUUAAUUUAUGAUAUGAUUCAUAUGAUUAAAACUUAAAAAUUAUUUGUACCCAGUACUUUAAAACUAUUUGGCAUAUCCUAAUCAUACUUGGCAGAAACUUUAGGUACUGUACACCCUACUAAAUUAAGAUAAAUAAACGUUUCUAGCUACUACCAGAGGCGUACGACAGGGGAUAGUGGUUGGUUGACCCUUCCCAAAUUCGACGCCACUGACGAAAUUGCUAUUUUAGUGUAAUUUUUUUAUUUUCCAGUACUUUUUAUGUAAAUAAUAUACUCUUCAUUCGGAACGAUAAAAUGAUUAGUUUUCGAGAUAUUUGAAUUUAAAAAUGAAGGGACACAAUACAUUAAUCAAAAUAACUGUGUCGUUUCAUUUUUAACUUCAAAGAUCUCGAAAACUAAUGACUUUAUCGUUACGAAUGAAGAGUAUAUUAUUUGCAUAGAAAGUAUUGCAGAAUCUGAAAAUUGUGCUAGAACAGCAGUUUCAUCAGUGGCGUAGAAUUUUGAAAGGGUCAACCAUUCACUUUCCCCCGUCGUACGCCUCUGGCAAUAGCCAGAAACAUGAUUUAGUAGUUUGUACAUUACCUAUACUUCCUGCCAAGUAUGAAAGGGAUACGUCGAAAAGUUUUAAAAUGCCGAGCAAAAAUAGUUUUUAAAUUUUUAGAUAAAACUCAGUAAGGAACCACAUUUUAUUUAAGAGUUAGGUUAAAUCUUCGUAUUUUGUGCUAAGGUUUCUCCAGGUACUAUAUGGACAAUUAUUAAUAAAACACCCUGUAUAGGCAACAGCGUUCCGCUACGCCCUGCGAAAUUGGCCGAUGCUAAAAUUGGUACGUACAGCAUUACUAUAGUCAGAGAGUUAGUCAGUUGUGGGUGCGAUUGAGUCUCGUAAGACAUGAUAUUUCUUUAUUCAUGCAAAAACAUCCUCAUAACAUCAUUCGAUUAUUCUUUUUCAUUCACUAAUAAAAUUCAUUUACCAGUAAAAUAAUGUAUUUUUAAAUUUUACUCUAUGUUUUUGAUUGACCAAUAAGCUCUUCUGUAAUGUUUUACAAAUCAAAUAAUCCGAAUGCUCUUCCAUGAUUUAUCAAUAAUAAUAUACAGGGUGUUUUUAAAUAAGUAUAACAAACUUUAAGGGGUAAUUCUACAUGAAAAAAUAAUGACAAUUUGCUCUAUAAACAUAUAUCCGCAAAUGCUUAGUUUCGGAAAUACGAGGUGUUGAAUUUUUUUUUCAAACUGCCAAUUUAUUUCUUACUCUGACACCGGUUGAGCUAUGAUAAUGAAAUUUGGUGGAUUUUAAGAGGUAGUUAUUGCGCAUUUUUUGACAUACAAAUAAGAAUUUUGUAUUCAUCAUUUGUGCGCAUACGGGUAAUUGUCUGAAUUUUCUUAAUGAAAAAAUAGUACGUCACUGAGAUAUUUUAAAUUAAAAAUCAUUUUUGAAUUCGUCGUUCAAUAUAUGACAAAAAAUCUUUCUUGGCUGUUUUUCACAUGAGGCGCCGUUUUUAUGUAAAAAAAAAUCUUAACGUUUACAAAGUACAUAUUUGAAAUAAAACAUUAAACAUGUAUAAACAUUUUCAAUUUCGUUGCAAUCCGAAAAUGCAGGCGCAUUAUAUUCUAAUUCAAUCAGAGAGUAUCUAGUGUCUAUACCGAUUUCGGGGCUUUUUGUCCCUCGUUAGUAGUUACGUAUUAUGCUCUUCUAUCUGACUGAACGAGGAUACAUCGACGCUUGCAGUCACGGAUUGCAACUAAUGAAAUGGCAGGGUGCCUUAGCGACAUCUGCUAAAAAAAGAUUAAGUUUUUAAUCUAAUAGUACAUAAAACAUCAUUUAAAAUAUUAUUUUACAUCCCAUCAGAUUGAAAAUCCUCAUCUUUAGUCUUUUUUCAUUUGAAAUAAGUUUCUAUGCAUAUAGAAACUACAUACCUCGAAUACUUAUACUUACGAAAAAAGGAAAGAUAUAUUUUUGCCACAAAUCACAAAGUGAUUUUUAAUUUGACAUAUCUCAGUGGAGUACUAUUUUUUUCAUUUCUUCUGUCUCAAAUUCUUUUGUCACCUCUGAAGGAGGUCAUUUUAGACAUUUGUUGUAGCUUUGCGUCUAGUUUAAAUCUUAUUAGUGUUAUUUUCUGUUAUUGGUCUAGUUUAGUAUCAUUGUAUUAGAAAGAUCUUGAUAAUGUAUUAAUGAAAUGAAUAAUACGCUGUAAGAUGUCUAUUUUCUUGCACAAAAAUUGUGCAUCAUAUGAAAAUAAGACAAGAGAGGCUUUUAUCAUAAAUUAACCGUGGAAUUUAAAAAUAAUUUUUAAGUUUAUAAAAAUUUAGACAAUUACCCGUAUGCGCGCCAAUGGCAGCUAAUCUGGAAAGCUCAACGUAGGUGGCGCUCGUGUAGUUGGAGGUCACGUCAACUUACGUCAACAAUUCAAAUCAAUCUAUUUCCAAGUAAAUAUUGCAUAUUUGUUUCGCUGUGUGAAUUAAACUCGAGAAAAUAAAAUCCCUCAAUGUUGUGUUAUGCAUUUGUGCUUAUCGAGAACAUCAGGACACAGGUUUCUCAAAGAUAUUCUGAAAAGAAAAAAAUGGAUUGUAGCAAUAAGAAGGGAUAAAUAUGUGCUGACUAUAAACGCACGUAUCUGCAAUAAACAUUUUGUUGAAACAGAUUACGUAUUGCCCCUAGAUUCGACUGUAAAAAAUAGAAUACUUCACUAUAAAAUUCAGAUCAAAAUUUAUUAUAAACGCACGGAUUAAGAUAUGCAAUUUUAUGUACAUUCACACUGUUGCCACAUCUACAAUCGCUUUUUAUGGAGUGAACAUAUAAAAAAAUUUAUAUUUGAAGCAAUAAUAAUAAUAUAGAAAAAUGUGAAAUACUAAUUUUAAAUAAUUCUCAAGUUCUCAAUAUUUUUUAGGGACUAAAACAACCUGACCAAACCUAAAAUAGCGUCAUCGAAAAUAAUAUAAAAAAAUUAAUAACUGAAUUUUAGUGACAUAUUAUCUUUAAAAUAUGCUUUAAAAUGACUAAACCAUAUCCUGAUCAAACCUAACCUAAUCGAAAAUAAUAUAAACAAAUUAAUAACUGAAAAUUAAAGUGACCUAGUAACCAUUCAAAUAUUGUUUAAUGACUAAAACAUAACCUGAUCAAACCUAACCCUAAAUUUUUCUAAUUUCAUCUUAAAUUUAAGGUCGCUUUUCACGUAGACAAACACCCAAAUAAUUGUACUUAAUUAAAUUAACACAUUCUAUAUUUCCAUAAGGAAUUAUAAUUUUUUUUAAAUAAGACAACAUUGCACAAUCGACUGCGCUCAACCCAUACUUAAACAAACCAAAUUUACACCAAAUGCGCAACUGUCAUGGCGGCCAUAUUUUGAAAAUAUCACAUUUUUAAAUGAGAUAAACACAAAAAUUAAUGCUGAGCGCACUUAAUUGUCAAUUUUAAAUUGAUAAAAAAGUAAGGCAGAUCGCACAUAUCAUAUUAUUCAAUUAUUCACAGUUUUCAGACUCGUGUGGGGAGCGAGUCAAUACUAAAUAAAUACGUCAUUGCUAUAGAAAUAAAACAUUGAGACGAUGAUUAAUAUAGUUUAUCAUUCGAUAAGGGCUUCCUUUUUCCAGUAAUUCUCGCAUUCCUUCUCAAUUCGUUUUUCAACGCACAAACAGUCUCCAAGAUCCAUAUAUUUCGGCCAUAAUGUAUUAUUUGUUAAAUCGUAAUCAAAAAUACCAUAUACAAUCUUCACGAAUAGUCAAAACGUUGACCUCCAACUACACUAGCGCCACCAAGCGGGAGAAACGGCGUACAUAGGUGCCAUUAUGAAUACAAAAUUCUUUUGUAUGUCAAAAAAUGCGCAAUAACUACCUUUUAAAACCCACCAAAUUUCAUUUUCAUAGCUCAACCGGUGUUGGAGUAAUAAAUAAAUUAUCAGUUUGAAAAAAAAUUAACACCCCGUAUCUCGGAAACGAAGCAUUUGCGGUCAUAUGUUUAUAGAGCAAACAGUAAUUCUUAAAGUUUGUCAUACUUAUUUAGAAACACCCUGUAUAUUGUUUAAGCUAAUUUAGCAGUCAAUAGUCAUACUAUGGGUUUUAUCACAAUACGUGCUGCUCCACGUAUUUCAAUUUCUUCUGCUGUUUACAGCCGUCUGUGUACUACUUUAAUUCUUAUUUAGUUUAUAAAAAGUCCCUUUGCUGUUAUCAAUGAUUACUUCCAUUGUACCCAUUGAAAAUGUUCUACUUGCACAUGUUUGGCAUACACAAGCUAGACUUUCACAAAAUGGUUGUGUAGACUGACUCUUCUACUCCAGGCCGCUACCCUAUAAGAGAUUACUGGUCUCGUUAUUGAAUUGUACAUCUCCUCAAGAUUUCCUGAAAAGUUUCUGCCCAUCAUUAGGAUUUCAUUUUGCCAUUAACGUUGGUUCUAAGUUCUAACAAUGUACUGUUUUUUUUUAUUCUAAAUUAUUUAGUAAUUUCAAAAGAUAGUGCUCUCAAAGAUCUCAUUGUUAUAUUUCAUCUUUUGUUAAAAAUGUUCACUGAAUUCAAUUUAACCAACACAAAUUGACAUUUGUAUAUGAAAUGUAAAUUAUUUUGUAUAUACAUACGAGAAAUAAUGUAGACUGUAUUUGAAAAUAAGUAGUUAUAAAGUUUUCUUUUUUAUGUAGCAUGAUUUGUUAAUAUUUUAAUAAUUUUUUUUGGUCAAAUACACAUACAUUAUUUAAUAAAAUUUCUUUCGUAAUUGUA
Molecule: messenger RNA, 10689 nt
Organism: Diabrotica virgifera virgifera (western corn rootworm)
Lineage: Eukaryota; Metazoa; Arthropoda; Insecta; Coleoptera; Chrysomelidae
Exons: 9
Coding region: 95-2920 (941 amino acids)
Cellular component (GO): nucleus
Molecular function (GO): zinc ion binding
Source: RefSeq, a predicted model, not a curated record